Messenger RNA from Mya arenaria, 7374 nucleotides. RefSeq lists its product as uncharacterized. Bases 527 to 5611 code for a protein of 1694 amino acids. The transcript is spliced from 12 exons. NCBI's taxonomy places the organism in Eukaryota, Metazoa, Mollusca, Bivalvia, Myida, Myidae. The record is from RefSeq and is a predicted model, not a curated record.
AUAACCUUAUUUUACUGUUAUUAGUUAAGGUGUUAAUAAGUGAAGGUUUUAGUGUACGUAUUAAAGUAAUCCAUCAGUUUAAUUUAGGUAUACAUGAAGGGAAUUUCCAUACUUCAACUGUGUACUUUCUAUUUGAAAACGAAACAAGGCGUACUUUAAAAUGGAUCAAUUGAAUAAAAGUAAGUCAUUUGUAUUCUUUCUUAAUCAAGCCACCUUAAUUAUAUUUACUGUUAUGAAUUAAGGUACCAAUUAGCGAACGUUAUAGUUCAUGUAUUACAAAGUAAUCGUAUUUAAGAGAGCGAAAUCUGUUUAAUUUGAGUAUAUCGAAACAAGGAGUACUUUUCAUGGGAUCAAUUAAAUAAAAUUAUGUGAUAUUUAUUAUGUUUAAUCAACCAAUGUAAUGAAUUAAUUAGUGUUUGUCAGAGUCCAUGUGCUACAAACUAAUCGAAUUUAUUCCUGAAGAGCGACCGCCGUUAAAUAAUUAGCAAUACAUUUCGAACACAGCAUGAGUACAAAACCCCACUAGAUGGCGCAGUGUGUCGCCUGCUCGAUUCAGUGUAACGAGGAAGCACGCAGUUGUCCGAAAUGUCUCAAGACAUACUGCCCAAGUUGCUACCUCUUGAAACAGAAGCUAGAGGCAUCGACCUGUCGGCGGCGAAAUUGUAAUUGCUCACAGUUCAUUGCUCUAAAGACCACUGGCCGUGACAAUAGUCCGUCAAGCGAGCAGAUCAGACAGGAUAAAAGACAAGUCCGAGAGACGACUGACCGUGUCACUAAUCCAAAAGAACAGACCAUACAUAAUAAGAUCCAAAUCCAAGUGACAGAUGAAGUCUCAAAGACAAACAGUACUGGCAAUAUUGAAACCAAUAAUGAACUCACCGGACAAGCCCUUAAAUAUGAUACCACCCCAGAAAAGCCUAAACGAAUGCAGCCAACGGCCACCAAUGGCAGUAAAAACCCGGCAUUGCCACAAAGAAAAGCCGGUAUAGCACAUACAAGAGGGGCUCCGGUACCACCGGGGAACACAACACCUGGAAGACAAUGGUCGGAGAGUGAAUCUGAUAGCGAUGAUGAAAACAGAGGUCGCCGUCACCGUGUGGUACCGAUGAAACCUCGCUUUACAUCCGGAAACUCAUUUAGUACGUUCUGGAACAAAGAUUAUAAUAAUUCAUCCAAUUCUGAGUGGCAUGACUCGGAGGGAAGUUAUUCACUGACGGAUUAUUUCGAUGAUGAUUUAAUCGGAGAAGACCAAGACAUGGAUAAAUUCGAUGAGAUACCACCUUAUGACGAGAUCCCAUAUGCCUUAAUAUGCUGUGGUGUAUAUGAUGAAAAAAGCAUUCGAAUAGCUCAAAAGAAGCAGGUACAGAAAAAGCUGUUACAAAAUUGUCAAAAGGAAUCUAAAAUUCCUUCCAAUGUUGACAAAAAUGGAGAAAUACACCAAAACGAUCAAGAACGUAAAGAAAUAGAAAAAGAAUUUGAUGAUUUGAUAAAUGACUUUAAGAAUAUAGCCGAAGAACUCUCAAGUGGGAACACUGAUAAGCCGGAAGACGCAUUGUUUGAGACUAAACAACACCAGGAAACUGAAAUUCAAAAUAAACAAACCAUCUCCCAACCAUUGCAAACUACUUUUGAGGAAAACGACAUUUUGAAUCCUGACAACAGAAACCCGCCCUUCACAACAAGUUCAACAGACUGUACAAAUUCUUUGAAGAUGUUAGUGACACGAAACAGUAAGACUAGUACUGCAUAUGAAGAAACAGGCGGCAGUUCAAAAGAUUAUUUGAAUAAAAAUAAAACAGAUUUAAAGAACGUGGGAACAACUAUAUUAGAAACACAGAAAGACGUACAAAGACCUCCGUCUCCUGUAAAUGGUAUAUCGUCUGCAGACGAAGAAAAUACGAAAUUAAAUUGUCCCAGUAGAAGGCAAGAAUCAGAACAAACGAAACGUAUGCGGGAAAAGCGCCUUCAAAAGUUUCAGCAAGGUCAAAAGUCUACUCGCGCGGGUAAUCGUAAUACCCAAAAACUAGAUAACAGGGAUCUCGCUCCGAACUCGCAACCAUUGUUAAAGCCAAUUAAAUGUCAAGCUUUUAAGCAUAACUUAACAGUUCUGAACAAAGAACUGGAAAAUAAAGACACCAUCCGUGAUGAGCAUGACAACAAAACACAACACGAAAUGCCCCGUGAAGUGAAACAAAUGAGCGUGUCAAAGAAACGUGAGUAUUCAACUAUAACGGAAACUGCGGACGAAAAGACUAGAGAAAUAUUCGAUACACAACAUAACAAGUCAUCAAAUGAAACUGAUUCUGAUGAUGACAGUGUCGUCCCUACGGCUAUGAGAGUUCGCAAUACAUCAAAACGAAGGGACGAAACAUCUAAAUCAAUAAACGAUUUCACUGAUCAGCAGAAUGGCCAAAAACUAGAUAAUGGAGAUAUCGCUCCGAACGCGCGAUCUAUGUCAAAAUCAAUUACAUGUACUCAUGACUCAUCAGUCGAAGUUCUUAACAAAGAACAGGAAAAUAAGGAAGCCAUUCAUGAUAAGCAUGACAACAAAACACAACACGAAACGCACCGUGAAGUUAAACAAGAGAACGUGUCUACGGAACGUGUUAAUUCAACUAGAACGAUAAAAGCGGGCGAAAAGCAAAGAGAAAUUAAAGAAAAACAACAUACCUUGUCAUCAAAUGAAAGCGAUUCUGAUGAUGACAGUGUCGUUCCUACCGCUAUGCGAGCACUUAAUACACCCGAUCGAAAUGACAAAGCAUCUAAAUCUAAACGUGAUUUUGCUGAUACAUUAUUAGACACCCUUUUAAGCAUCUCAACAGACAUAAAAACCAAACCAGCUUUGAAAGGAAGCGGGAAGCAGAACAAAAACAAAACAUCUCAAUCAAGCUCUGGUUCUGGCAUAUUGAAAGACAAAGUAAGCAAGCCAUGUAUGAAUGAUGAGGAAAGGAAGACGUUUAUUGACACCAUUGAAUCUACACUUGAGACAAAAGCCGAAACCCUUCAUUUUGCGUUUGAACAUUUGAGGAUGAAGCAAUCCAGACUUCCAAAAUGCCCAGCAUGUGGGAGUACAGAUUGUAAAGAAAAAAGCGGAGGAGCAGUUCAAGAGCUGGUAGUUGCAGCAAGAAAGGAAGGAUAUGAAGUUCAUGAUGUCAGCCCGGAUGGAAACUGCAUGUUCGCUGCCCUUGUUGACCAACUAGAGAUGUAUGGAGACACUCGGUUUGAUGCCAGAUCAUUGCGAGAAACAGCGGUCAAGUGGCUGAAGGAACACCCACGCCUAAACGACGGAGAAAAUACACACUUCCAGUCGUUUAUAGACGAAAAUUGGGAUGUAUAUUUGCAACGAAUGAGUAUGGAUGGGGAAUGGGGUGACCAUCUACAGCUAAGAGCUGUGUCAAAUGUUGUAGAGAGUACAAUCAAAGUGUUGAGUAUUCGAAACAGGGACGUUGUUUGGACGAGUAUAGGCUCUGAUAAAGAUAGUCAUUCCAGUGACCGCGUGCUUACCGUCGGCAACGUCAACGAGCGUCAUUAUGCAAGUCUCUGGCCAUCAGAAGGUAGUCUGGAAUCAGGGAAUUUGGAUAAGUCAAAGCCAUUAGAAACACAAAUCCCGGAAUGGCGGGAUACUUAUCAAGAAACAGCUGAGGUGGCCAUGUUUGAGAGUGAUUAUGUUGACCCAGUUAGCAGUGUCCCGUCAUGUCAUGUGUCGUUCCUUUUGAAUGCAGUAGCCCCACGAAGCACUGUUUUAAAUGAAUCUGCCAUAAUUUCGUCGCAGAUAUCAGACGAAGCCAAUGUCUAUGUUGAAACCCUCGAAAAAAUGCCAAAGACAUAUCACAACCAGCCAAUGGAUAUAGAUCCAGUUCCAGUCGGCAGUUUUAUGGAAGGCACAUUUCAUCCAGCGCUUUGCUGGCUGGAAGGGAAAGAUAACGAGAUGAAACAUUGGCAAAAUUCCGGUAUUUUAAUUAAGAUGCAGCUAUCUGAAGAUAGUAUUGUUUUGGAAGAAGAAGAAUCCCUUUGUCAUUUUGGAUAUACCAGGAUUCUUGAAAAAAGAACAAGCCUUUAUGGAAAUAAGCCAACCUUCGUCUACAUUACACAGGUCAAAAAAGAUUCUUUGAAUUUUCCGAUUCCAUUCAGGCUCUUAAAACCAAAAAUAAGCGGUAUAGUUCAAAUGGAACCAAUAUAUUGCUACUCUAUUUCGAAAUGGCCAGUUCAAGCUAGGGAAUGGCUUUUCAGAAAGCGAUACCAAAACUGGCCUCCGCAACACAUCAUAUCCGAAAUUGAAUCAAAGGGCUGUGUUCUUUCACCCAGGUGUCACCCUGCAAGUGAGAGUCCAAUUAUUGAAUGGAAGUACUUAUUUGCCGAAGCAGAUAAAAUAUUGUUCAAGGAAGCACUUACUGAACACCAGAAGUACUGUUAUCUGCUAUUUCGAUACUUUUGUAUGCAGAACUUAAGUGAAGUAAAAUCAUUCAACAUUGACAUGCCGAACAGCAUAUUUUUCUUCACUUGUGAAAGAAUUCCCUGUGAUGUUUGGGAAACGUCUAUUGCUGGUUGCCUUUUGUUCAUGAUAAACGAACUCCAAAGUGGGAUAAGAAAAAAGGGAAUUCCACAUUACUUUAUAGUUAAGAACAAUAUUAUAGAUCAUUUCAGUGCGGAGGAAAUAAAUCUUGUCGAAAAAAGGCUAUGUCAAUUUCUGCUUCAGCCAUUACUGCAUACUCGACGACUAAAUGAAAGUUUGGAGGUACUUACAAAUUGUUCAACUGUUUUUGAAAAGGUUAGCGACAAUUUGCAACAAUUUUCAAGCGUAAAAUCGUCGACACUACAGGUAUUUGUACCAUGCCAGAUUGAAAAAGCUCAGUACUUCAUUAGUCACUUUUAUUACGAGAGUGGUCUCGAGAAACUGAAUGAAGCUUUCCAAGAGCGUUUGGCAGUGAGUACUUGUGAUGACAGCAUGCCAUUCCAAGUGUUUCUACAAGCUGCAUUUAGCGGACUCAACUUUGCUGCAACAGUUUGGUUUGCCUUAUAUGCUGAUAAAAUGCUUCACGGUCAACUUUCCAAAACUUUGAUGAGGGCAGUUUGCUCCGAUCUACACCUACUGCGAAUAGAUGAAGUACUGCCCAAGGACGUAGCAGGCACUUACGCUGAGUCAGAGGUGCCGAUGUCCUUUACGUUAGCGUUCGAUUCAUUUUGUCACGAUUACGCAGCCUUCCUUGCGUUUGUUGGGAAGAAAUCAGAAGCCCUUCAUGUUCUCGAGUUUUGCGCAAAGAAGCACAGGCAAUAUCAAAGCCACCUGAAGGAAAUGACUAAAACUGGGAAAGACAUUGAAAGUUGUGCAUUUAAGGACGAAAACAUGUUUUGUGUGUAUGCAGCGAUUUUUGCACUUUACAACAAGGAACAAGAGAAUGAGAAAUUCUGUGAAUAUUCAGACGAAGCAAGUGAACUUGUUACACGGAUGAAAAUGGGAUACGCAUUUUUGUGGCUUAAAACGGUAUUUGGAGUGCUUUACGGCGAGGCUGGUUUGAAAAGACUAGCGGACCAACCUAAGAACUCCACUACUUCUGAUAUAGAAAUGUCCGUGAAAUUUAUGUAUUGGCCUGUCCGCUAUCUCACGUCCUAGAAUGAGAGGAGAAUAAACAUGGCAUUUGAAACGGUCCAUUCGUUUUCUGAAAUUCGAUAUAUGAAAUAAAAUUCACUAUUAUAAUUAUUGUUUGGUAUAUCUAUCUUAGAAUAAGUGAUACCAAGUAAAGAGAAAAUAAAAGAUAAAUUGGUUAAAGUUAGAUUCACUUUUUUUUUUUAAAUCAAAUUUAAUUAAGUUCAGAAUAAUCAAAGAAAUUAAAUUUACUUCAAAUUUGUUAAAAAUGAUUUUUCAAUUUGAAUAAUAAAGUAAUGAUAUAUAAUAUUUAUACUCAGCAUAAAUACAAAUGCAGUGUGUUUGUGUGUGUGUGUGUGUGUGUGUGUGUGCUGUUUUUAUCUUCAUUUGAUAUCAUUCACUUACUUGAUUAUUAGACGCGGCUGAAGGCCACCUCUAUAGGGAUACAUGUUUGCAAUUGUCAAUAGGGAAGUGUAUACGGAUUAAUUUUAGUUAUGAAAAAAAAGAUGUGUUAAUGAUAUCAACUCUUAUUCAACUUUGCUUAAAAUUUGUCGUCAAAAACCGUUUUGAUGCGUGUAAAACUUCAAAAACGUCAUAUAAAACGAAUACGCCUUAUGUUUAAAACAGGAAAUUAAAAGAAGAUAUUCUCUGUGUUUUUGAAUUGACUGGUCGCCGGUCAUACGAGUUCGUUAUUUUAGAAAUUUAAUUUAUAAACGAUUUAUAUACACGCUGUGGUAGUAAAUAAGCAUGUGAAAAUUUACGGGCAUAUUGUGAAUAAUAGUUUAAAUUAUGCAUUUGAUAACAAAUAUAAGUGCCUUAACACGACAUUAAUUGACUAUCUUAAAUUUAAGUGAUAUAAAAUGGAAGUACAAAGCUUAAUUCACACGACUUUACUAACAAAUAUAAGUCGCAAUACCAAUAUUAACACAAUUUAAAUUUAACUGAUAUAAAAUGAAAGUUCAAAGCGUAAUUCACACGAUUUAAAACAAACAUUAAUGAAUAAAAGUAGGCCGAAAAGGAUCAGGCCGAAAUGAUAUCUCGGCCGAAUCGACCCGACACCAAAUAUUUUAUCGGUGAUAAUGCAAGGUACCGGUCUAAAUAAUUUACGCAUGCCGGAGACGACUGAGUAACUACGACCUAGAAAGUUGAUUUAACCGUCAUAUUUCGGCUAUGUCCGUGUUUAUUCGGAAUUUUUAUAUUCAAACUUUGUCCGAAUGUACCCUUUGAUGAAAUAUCGACCGCUUGUAAAAGUUGGUCACAUGGGGUCAAAAACUAGGUGACUAUGUCCAAUCUGGAACAUACUAGAGGCAUUAUGUUUGGUCUAAUAUUCAUGAAACUUUGUCAGAAUUUUUCAUGAACUUCAAUAGAUAUAUAUUAAUAUUCAUUAAAACCCAUUCAGGUGCGUCUUUGAUGCCUUACAUCAACAUUCGUCUUGUAACUAUAUAUUUUGUUAGUAUUAUAUAUGUUUAGAUUAAAUAUGUUUUUCUCUUAACACAUUUGCUUAAGUGACAUUUAUGUCCGGCAAUCAUUGGAGUCACAAUAUAUAGAAUCUUUGUUGUAAUGCCAAUGAGUAGAAAAUGUAUGUUAACGGUUAGUUUGGUCUCUUUAUACUUGUUCAGAGGUUUAAACGAGUAAAAUUGAUAAAAAUCGUGGAAUGUAGUUUCUCAUGAAAUUGACUAUGUAUUGUGUUAAAUCGAAAACUUGUGAACAAAUAUCAAUAAUUACUUGCUAAUAAAAUCUGGAUUUUCAUGAAAAGUGCUAUCGUUCCUAAGCUUUGAGCAAUCCCUCCA